AUGCCCGCCCGCACUCCGCCCACCCUCCGCCACCAGGUCUUCCGCUGUGUCUCGUCACUUCCGGUGGUACUCGUUGCGGCUAUGCUGGCCUGGGGUGGCCACACUGCGCUGUUUGUGGUCACGCCGUACCUCCUCGCCUCGCCGGCGGCGCAGACGUCGGCGCUGUUCGCAGGAGCAACGUACGCGGCAUCGGCGGCGUUUGCGGCCACGCUUGUGGCGGGAACGGUGGCAUACGGCCACACGGUGGCCUGCACCCGCGGCAAUGCUGUCCCGCUGGUCUUUGCCUCGGACUCGCCGGCACGGAUCCGGCGGGUGGAGAGGGCUCUGGCCGGUGGCGCCGCCCCGGGCGAGCUGGAGAGCCUUGCCGACCGCAAUCUGGCUGUGGUGGCGAUGACGGUCAAGGAGCGGACGGGCGGUGGGCGCAAGUUCCGCUAUUGUCGCCCGUGCGGCGCCUUUAAGCCUGAUCGCGCCCAUCACUGCUCCACAUGCGGCCGCUGUGUGCUGCGGAUGGACCACCACUGCCCUUGGGUGAACAACUGCGUCGGCGCCGGCAACCACAAAACCUUCUUCUUUUUCUCAUCUACAUCGCGCUGGCCUGCGUCCUCGCCGCGGGCCUAUGCGCCGUGGCUGUCUUUGGCGUUGCAACACGCGCUCCUCGCGCGCGCAGCCUCUGCUGCGCCCGGUGGCUUGCUCACCGAUGUCAAGACGCAGGCGGCGCGCGGCGCGGUGAGAAGGGCGCGGGUGCUGGGCGCCAACGUGUUUGAGCUUGGCGCGUCGGCGGUGGCCCUCCUGUUUGUGGCUGCUGUCUUUGGCCUUGCCCUCCUUGCCUUUGCCGGCAUGCAUCUCACGCUGCUCGUGCGCAACCAGACAACGCUCGAGUCAUUCGAGUCGUCGCGCUCGGGCUCGCGGUACCGGCUCGACUGGCGAAGCAACCUAGCAUCGGUGAUGGGCGCUGAUCCGUGGACCUGGCUUGUCCCGACGUACGCAAAAGGCAUCGACGGCGUCCGCCACCCGCGAGUCCACCGCAACGCCACCGGCGAGCGUGUUCGGGUUGGGCGGGUCCGCUCGCGACGGCGCGCAUUGCGCGGUGGCAAGCGCUCCGACUCGACACAAUCCGCGUACAACGACUCGUCGAUGUGGUCGGUGUAGAGUGGGACAGAGUGUGGCGCUUAUCGGUUGAGGCGCGGCGCUGAUCGGGUUACGCCCUUGAAGUUGGACAAGCUACCAAAGCGGGUGGCGGCGACGGCGUCGUACUCGUCGAGAUCGCACGAGUCAGAACCCGAUGAGAGCUGGACAACAGCGUAGCGGACAACGUUGCCGUCGUCGGCCGAGUACUCAGCCACGGUCUUUCCGGCCCUACUGGCCGUCGACUUUGAGUGUGAGCGCGAGCGCGUGCGCGAGCGCGAGCCGGCCACGCCGCUGGUG
This is a messenger RNA of Thecamonas trahens ATCC 50062, 1425 nucleotides long. RefSeq names its product zinc finger protein. Gene Ontology annotation, cellular component: Golgi apparatus; endoplasmic reticulum. Gene Ontology annotation, molecular function: protein-cysteine S-palmitoyltransferase activity. The record is from RefSeq and is a predicted model, not a curated record. The transcript is spliced from 2 exons. Gene Ontology annotation, biological process: protein targeting to membrane; peptidyl-L-cysteine S-palmitoylation. NCBI's taxonomy places the organism in Eukaryota, Apusomonadida, Apusomonadidae. The coding region runs from base 1 to 1149 and encodes 382 amino acids.